UUUUACAGAGCGAGUUGUACUUCCUACUAAAUACCACAUGUUGAAAAGAAAAUGAACUACAAUGUAAUAAGUUUUAAAGAAGCUGAAGACAUAAUGAAGUCUAAAGACCAUUCACAAUUUGAAAAGGUUAACAAAUGCAAACGCGUAAUAUUUCAUCCUCGAUUUCUUGGAAACACAAGGAAGGGAAUAGAAGAGGCUUUGAAAUCGGAAAGAAAUUUGGUGUCAGAAGAAUUUGGUGGUGCCUUAAUUGCCUACAACAACAUCAGAAUUCAACAAGCCAUGGGUCUUAUUGUGGAUCCCUAUAUCCAUUUUGAUAUCGUGGCAGAUUUUAUUGUGUUUAACCCUACUGUUGGUUCAACUCUCACCGGUGUUGUGCACAGAGUGUUCAAAAACCAUGUCAGUUUGCUGGUGUAUGGAAUCUUCAAUGUCUCAAUAAGGAAGUCAGAGUUGAAUGAAGAUCAACUGAUGGAGGGCAAUGAAGUCGAAUUUAAAGUGGAGAGGAUUUAUGUCAACAACAGAAUAUUGUCUAUGCAUGGAUCUUUAUGGAGUGAAGAGGGGUCUUGGGAAAAGAAGAAAACAAAGAGGAAAUCUCACAUCAAGUUCACUGAUGAACCAACAGCAGAAGAGGAUUCAAAUCUGGCAGUAGAGGGCAUGGAGGUGGAUGCAGAUAUACAGAGAGAAAAUGGUGUGACAGAGAAUGCUUCAUUCAAUGGGUUAGAUGAAACAAGUGAGGAUGUAAAAAUGACUGCAGAUGAAACAUCGUCUAAAAAAAGCAAGAAGGCUGAAAAAAAGAAGAAAAAAAAAUCAAAGAAGGAAAACAUAUGACAUUUUCAUUUUAUUAUUGAUGAAUGACCUGUGAUAAAUUCCCAAAUCAGGCUUGCACUGUGUGCCUGAGAGUACAACAGUGAUGCAAGCAGUGCUCACAAUAAGGUGCGGGCCUCAGUCAACCAUGUUUGAUGAUUGAGGAUGUCUGUAAUUCAUGUAUAACUUUGAGUUUAAGUGUCCAAGAACUCACAUUUAUGCUGUAAUCUUUUUAACAGAACUGGGUUUUUUUCUUGUUUGAACAUUUUAAACUGGGAUGAUUUUUCAAUAGUAUCUGCUUUUUGUUCAAGAUUUGUUAUUGAUAAAACCUCUGUCAUCUAUUUAUAUUGUAUGUUAUGGUAUAAUUUCAAAUUACUUGGGAUCUAUGACUUACAGUCUCUUUUAAAUUGUACAUGAUAAGCAUGUAUAUGAAUGUAUGGCAUACAACUGUUAAGUUUUAUUACACAUUAUCAAUGAAGAUUAACAUUCUGGAA
Molecule: messenger RNA, 1295 nt
Organism: Magallana angulata
Lineage: Eukaryota; Metazoa; Mollusca; Bivalvia; Ostreida; Ostreidae
Product: DNA-directed RNA polymerase I subunit RPA43-like
Exons: 5
Coding region: 52-825 (257 amino acids)
Biological process (GO): DNA-templated transcription initiation
Cellular component (GO): RNA polymerase I complex
Source: RefSeq, a predicted model, not a curated record